AUGGCGAUAUCAUGCACACUUUCAGGACCUGACGGUUUCGCUGCCUUUCUUUAUUUCUUAGACCGUUCAAGGCGGUUUAUAUUAUUUUCCGUAUGGGCAGUUGUCAUCUUCGGCUUACCCUUAUGGUGGAAGACAACACGCGUCUACAGGGCAGAAUUGCCAUUCGAGGACAUUGAGAAAUGGAACGAGUGGAAGGUAACAAAGAUUUUUGAUACUAUUAAGCAACUCGUUAAUGGUGCAGGCAGCCAAGGCGCUGACAAAGUCAAGGAUCAAUUGAAGGCCGUCAAAUACGCACCAGGAUACCAGAUCACGUUCAGUCUGUUUAGCGGAGAUGCUUCUAACGGCGUACGUGAGUGGAAGAUGCAGGAGGCCAUCAAUGCGUAUCUGGCCCCGUUUUUGAAGAGCAUGUCAGCAGUGUCCAAGUUCACGGUCGAGUCGCAGGUGCAGCAUUAUGCCUCGUUGACAUUCAAGCCUGAGCUGGAUACCAGUCGCAAUGAACACUAUCUCGCGCCGGAUUCGCUUCCCAACUUUAUAAACGCGGCCGAAUGGAGUUUAGCAUCCACUGUCUCCUCAUUGCCCUCACUCAACUUUUUGACCUAUGUUCCGAAGCCCAGUGAAAGCCCAUUGGUGAUCAAGAGUGGACCCUCAGCUCCUCGAUCAAGCACCAACUCAUUUCUCAUACCUCGCUGGGGUGGCAUUACGAUCCUCAAUCGUGACAACAGCACUUCUAUUUCCCCACAUGUGAUCACUGUCCAGGAGCUGGGGCCUGUCAUGAAAGUGUUCUUGAUGCAGCUCCGGGAUCUCAUGGGCCUUGCGGAUCUGUCAGCCGCCAGGGCAUCGUUCCCGAUCACCUUCCAUAAGACCUCGAACGAGGCGCCAACUGCAUGGGAGCUGGAUAAUUUGCUCAGGAGACGUUCGGCUGAGAAUCUGAUGGAUUCCUUGGCGACUCUGACAUCUUUGGCUAGAUUGGUGGUAGAUACACCGAACAUGGUUGUACUAGAUCAUAUUCAAAAGGACGUCGUCGAUGCCCUGGAAGAUAUAUCACGGUCGUGUCAAAGACUCUCUGAGCAGGCGUACGUCGAAGCCCUGGCUGCCUCGAGGGAUGCACUUGUGAAAUCAGAAACUGCGUUCUUUGAUCCAACGAUGGUGUCGAUGCUGUACUUCCCGGACGAGCACAAGUAUGCGAUCUACAUGCCGUUGUUUGUGCCGAUCUCUGUCCCAUUAGUGAUGGCUCUGCUGAGGGAGUUGAAGAAAUGGAAGGAUGCCAAAAAGGCUACCAGCAAGCAGAAGACUGACUGA
Gamsiella multidivaricata is the source of this 1299-nucleotide messenger RNA. Its product is annotated as phosphatidylinositol-glycan biosynthesis class S protein. Gene Ontology annotation, biological process: attachment of GPI anchor to protein. The record is from RefSeq and is a predicted model, not a curated record. The transcript has 4 exons. NCBI's taxonomy places the organism in Eukaryota, Fungi, Mortierellomycota, Mortierellomycetes, Mortierellales, Mortierellaceae. Gene Ontology annotation, cellular component: GPI-anchor transamidase complex. Bases 1 to 1299 code for a protein of 432 amino acids.